Messenger RNA from Larimichthys crocea (large yellow croaker), 1107 nucleotides. It is a transcript of the gene ccl20b, whose product is annotated as chemokine (C-C motif) ligand 20b. The transcript has 4 exons. The record is from RefSeq and is a predicted model, not a curated record. Gene Ontology annotation, molecular function: chemokine activity. NCBI's taxonomy places the organism in Eukaryota, Metazoa, Chordata, Actinopteri, Sciaenidae. Gene Ontology annotation, cellular component: extracellular region. Gene Ontology annotation, biological process: immune response. Bases 78 to 404 code for a protein of 108 amino acids.
GCACUGCACACCACCAAACACAGCUUACUACAGACUGAUACAGAUCAGCAGAGAAAAAGCACGCCGACCGUCGAACUAUGGCAAGCGGCAAAGCGUGUCUCCUGGGAGUGCUGUGCUCACUCAUCAUCCUCAGCAGCUUUAUCGGCAGCACAGAGACAGCGAGCUGCUGCCUAAGGUACAGAAAGCGUCCGGUGUUAUGCAGACGAGCUGUUGGUUACACCAUCCAGACCAUCAACACUUCCUGCGACAUCGAUGCCAUCAUCUUCCACGUUCGAGGAAGUUUCGUGUGUGCCGAUCCGUCAGUCAGCUGGACCCAGAGAGUGAAAGAGUGUUUGGAUCAAAGGAGGAGGAACAACGCUCAGAUUCUCAAAGAGGGAACCCAAAGCCCAACUGUAUCAGCAUGAACUCCACAUGACAGCUCAUUUCUGCAUCCCUGCACCAAAUAACCAAAUAUCUGCCACUGUUGUCAUAGUAAGACUUCACAUUCUACGCUUAAAUAGUUUUAAAAUUACUGUAACAGGAACUAUUGUGUAUUUUUUGUUACAUUCUCCUUUUAAUAUUUGUUCUGUUCUAUGAACAAUGACGUGUAGUAUUCUAAAUACAUAGUACACUGUAAGCUGUAGCUACAGCGCCUGAACUAAACAGAAAACAAGUAUUGUGAGAUUUUUGUCAAUUCUGUCUCGAUGUUUACCAUGUCUGACAUGGAGUAUGAAAUGCUGUACUCGCAAAAAUAAGACACUGUUAAAGAAUUUCAUAAUGUUAUUUAAUAAAAUAAAAUAAAAACAGAUGUUUAAUAAUACAUGUGUUUGUUUGUAUUCACUGCAUUCACCAUGUUCGACAACUUUUUCAGCUGUGGCAAUGAAAAUUCUUGAAAUUAAAACUUUGAAAUAUAAUUAUAUACAUCAUAUUUUAUGAUCUUGAAGAUGUUAUCUUACUUCACAGUGAUUAGUCAGUCAAAACUCUAAUUUCAGGUGGACUGCAUGCACAUUCUGCACAUGUAACAAACCUUAAAACACAGUUAUCGUCCUUUACAAGCACAGUACAAAACAUAAAGAGAGUAAAAUGAAUUAAAGUUAUAAAACAUCAAUUAAAUCAUCAAAAAGGUUU